CAUACACAACGUUUCUGUUUCAGUAGAUCGACGGUGGAGUAAGCACUGUGUCGCCGAUUUUGAUCAUUCGUUUUUGUUAGAUAAGAUAGAUACGUAAAAUUCGGAACAUGGGGCUUUUAUGUAUGAUUGUUAUAUUUCUUGGAUCAAAUCCAGUUCAUUCUACUGCAGGCCUCUGGAUCAAUACAAAUUCAUCUGAAUCCGCAAAUCUACCUCCAAUCUAUGAGACGGAUUUUGUCAUUUCUGGUCAUACAAAUCAUAGGAAUUUAACGGUUCUUGAAUUCGGAAACCUAAAUAUUAACGAUGAAAAUGGAAAUUCCCCAAUUCAUCAUGCGGUCAAGGACGGGAACGAGACGGCCGUUUGGAUGUUGGUUAAAAGCGGCGUUGACUUGAAUCCUCAAAAUAUCAAUGGAUCCACACCACUUCAUAUUGCCGUUGAGAGAGGUUUUUUAGAAUAUAAAUCUAUUCGAAUAUUUUGAAUUGAAAAUACUGUGUUGAAUAAGUGUUUGCUUAUAUGUAGUAAAACCGGAAACGCAUUGAACCUUUAUAUUGAACCAAAGCUUUACAUGAAAAAUGGGUUGAUGUGCCAAAUAAAUGCUUUCAAGUUUCGAGAAUAUUGUCAAGCAUUUGAUGAAAAAUCAUGCAGACUAUACGGCAACAGAUGAUCAUGGCAACACCCCAUUACAUUUAGCAACCAAGCAAGGUCAUGAUGGAAUCGCCGCAAUAUUCAACAAAAUAAUAAAAAGCUAUGAUUAUGGUAAAAGUUAUCGUGAACGAGAUAGUUUCGUCAAUAGGGGAUAUAGAAGAAGACGUGGACGACAAACAACAACAACAACAACAACAGCAGCAGCAACAACAACAAGACCAAUAAUACCUUACGACGAAUGGUUCAUUUCGUAAUUUCGUAAUGUUGACCGCAUUCAUCUUUUAACAACAUUCCUUAUACAACACACUCUAUCGAGAGCCAAGGCUUGAUUUCCCCAUUCCAUUCGUAUGCUCUUUCAUUCAAAUCACACUUAACAGAAUCCAGAUACCAUCUGCGAGGUAUGUCUCUACAUUUCAGACCUUUCACUUCAGCAUUCAAAAUGAUCCUGGGUAAUCGUUCAUGCGCCAGACCAUCCAAGAAACCAUCUUGAAACCAUCUCAAUCAAGACUUUUAAAAUUAAACUACAUUUAAAAUCCCCACCUCACAUUUCAUACUCUAUUCCAGUUGAGCAAAUGCAAUUUACUGACACAAGUAGACUUAUAUUAUUCUGGUAUUCACAGUUUUUUGAGUGCAAAGCAAAAUAUUCUGGCAGCAGGUUCAAUAGAUGCCGAAUGAAAAUUGUCCCAAUUUAUA
Messenger RNA from Sitodiplosis mosellana (orange wheat blossom midge), 1336 nucleotides. RefSeq names its product ankyrin repeat, PH and SEC7 domain containing protein secG-like. The transcript is spliced from 7 exons. The record is from RefSeq and is a predicted model, not a curated record. Lineage: Eukaryota; Metazoa; Arthropoda; Insecta; Diptera; Cecidomyiidae. Bases 108 to 476 code for a protein of 122 amino acids. Gene Ontology annotation, molecular function: protein binding.